AUGCUCGAUUCUACCAUGUCGGACCCUUUACCAAUUGCUAUCGACCCAGUGGCCCUGGUGACUACAGAAUGUAUUACCGUCACCUCGUCGAUGCGGAAACACGCCCGCUGGGCACACUCAUCAGUCUCCGCCAUCCUGGGCGGCAAUGGGGGGUCCCGCGUAUACGAAAGAGAUACCUCGGCGCCUCCAAGUCCGCGCAAGAGCCCGCAACCUACGCGCAGUGAAGAUGAUCAUGCUCUGGCUAAUCGGUGGGGCUUGCGAGGGAAGAAGGGGAAGAGCAUGCAGGACAAUCCGUUGAUAUCGGCCUUUACUCGUCUACGCAGUGAUCUCAAGGCUUGCAAAGACAUUCGUACCUUCGAUACCCCAGCUCUCAUUCACCCCUUCUUGCAGGUCAUUCGUUCCUCCUCUACCUCCGCUGCCAUCACAUCUCUCGCUCUGAUCGCUGUUACCAAGUUCUUUUCUUACAACAUUAUCAACCGCGACUCUCCUCGACUCCCCAUGGCCAUGCAACUCUUGUCUGCUGCCAUUACACACUGCCGAUUCGAAGCAAGCGACUCGUCUGCAGACGAAAUAGUGCUCUUAAGGAUUUUGAAGUUGAUGGAAGGAAUGCUUUCUCGACCGGAGGGUGAGCUAUUGGGGGAUGAGAGUGUUUGCGAAAUGAUGGAAACGGGCUUGAGUAUGUGUUGUCAAAGUCGUCUGUCAGAAGUACUUCGUAGGUCUGCAGAGAUGGCUAUGGUAAACAUGUGCCAGGUGAUUUUCACACGCUUGUCGCACCUCGACCGAGAUAUGCCAUCUGGACCAACCUCGUUUGCAAAUGAGAGCACCAAGAAGGACACAUCGAACCUCAAGAUGGAUCCAUCCGUGGAUGGCGACACUGUUACAUCGCAGCAUAAAUCGGCAAUUUCCUCUGAUACAUCACCUACAGAGCGAGACAGUACGCCCGGAAAAGGAUCAGCAGAGCAAGCCGGCAAUGGCACUGCAGCGGCAGCGGCACCACCAAGCCCACAGAGCGACGAUGAGAGUGAAGAAAUACAGCCGUAUUCCUUGCCCUCAAUCAGGGAGUUAUUUAGAGUGUUGAUUGAUCUACUUGAUCCCCACAACCGACAGCACACUGAUACAAUGAGAGUAAUGGCUCUACGGAUCAUUGAUGUUGCGUUGGAGGUUGCUGGUCCCUCUAUUGCUCGACAUCCAAGUUUGGCUGCUUUAGCGAAGGAUGACCUUUGCCGUUACAUCUUUCAACUAGUCCGCUCAGAACAAUUGGCAAUUCUCAAUGGUUCCCUCAGAGUUGCUGGUACGUUGUUGUCGACAUGUCGAUCCGUGUUGAAGUUGCAGCAAGAGCUAUAUCUGUCAUAUCUGGUGGCCUGCCUUCACCCACGAGUUGAGAUUCCGCGAGAGAUCGGCAUAGACCCGUCCCUCUAUGAGGGCGUACCGCAAAAUCCUACAGUAGUCAAACAGCCAGCUUCGACGCCCAAUAGCGGCAGGGCGACACCGGUUCCUGUCAGGGAUCGCCAAAAGCUCGGUAUGGAGGGCGGCUCGCGAAAGCCCGAAGCUCGUGAAGCCAUGGUUGAGAGUAUCGGCGUCUUGUCCAGGAUCCCGAGCUUUAUGGUUGAACUUUUUGUAAACUAUGACUGCGAAGUGGACAGAGCUGACUUAUGUGGGGACAUGAUUGGUCUUCUUUCUCGAAACGCAUUUCCCGACUCUGCAACAUGGAGCACAACCAAUGUGCCUCCGCUAUGUCUUGACUCCCUUUUGGGCUAUGUUCAAUUUAUCCAUGAUCGGAUGGACGAUGAACCUGUGCAAGGGGAUUACCCUCCACAAGAACGUAUGCGAACCCAGCGAAGAACAAAGAAAUUGAUUAUCAAAGCAGCACAGAUGUUCAAUGAAAGCCCAAAGGCUGGAAUUGGUUAUCUAGCUGAACAUGGCAUUAUUGAAGAUCCCAGUAAUCCAAUUCUAGUCGCUCGGUUCUUAAAAGGAACUACCCGCUUGUCCAAAAAGGUUCUUGGAGAAUUCAUCUCCAAGCGAGGCAAUGAAGAAUUGUUGGGCGCGUUUGUGGAUCUUCUCGACUUUUCGGGCAAGAAUGCUGUCGAGGCGCUCCGCGAGUUGCUCAGUUCCUUCCGUCUGCCAGGCGAGUCACCGCUCAUUGAACGAAUUAUUACGAUAUUUUCCGAGAAUUAUACAGAAAAGGCAAAGCCGGAAGGCAUCGCGGAUAAGGAUGCUAUGUAUAUUUUGACUUACGCCAUCAUUAUGUUGAACACGGAUCUUUAUAACCGAAACGUGAAGCCGCAGGAUCGCAUGUCGCUCCUGGCUUUCUCGAGAAACUUACGAGGAGUCAACGCAGGUGGGGAUUUCACGGAGCAGUUUCUCCAGGAGAUCUAUGAUUCUAUAAAGGAAAAUGAGAUUAUUCUUCCCGACGAACAUGAAAACAAGCAUGCUUUCGACUACGCUUGGAAAGAGCUGUUGUUGAAAUCAUCAAGUGCUGGUGAUAUGGUUGUGGGCGAGACCAAUGUCUAUGAUGCCGAGAUGUUCGAGGCUACAUGGAAACCGGUGGUGGCGACAUUGUCAUAUGUCUUCAUGUCUGCAUCAGACGAUGCGGUAUAUUCGCGAGUUGUCAAUGGGUUCGACCAGUGUGCUCAAAUAGCUGCUCGCUACGGCUUGACUGAGGCUUUUGACCGCAUUGUCUUUUCCCUUGCCUCGAUCAGCACAUUGGCAACAAACAAGCCACCUAGCACUGCACUUAAUACUGAAGUUCAAGCCGGCAAAAAGAGUGUGAUGGUGAGCGAAUUAGCUGUCAAGUUUGGAAGGGACUUCAGGGCACAGUUGGCUACUGUCGUACUGUUUCGUGUUCUGCUGGGCAACGAGGCAGCGCCUAAGCAGGGCUGGGACCAUAUAGUCCGUAUUUUAAGCAAUUUGUUCAUCAAUUCUUUGAUUCCGCCCUUCGACUCGAAGCUCACAGCUGAGCUCGACGUUUCACCCAUCCCAUUACAACCUCCAUCACAAGUGGUCGAUCGCGAUAACCGUGGCAAUGAUUCAGGCCUGUUAUCAGCUUUCACAUCAUAUCUCUCUAGCUAUGCCGCUGAUGACCCCCCUGAGCCGUCAGAUGAAGAGCUCGACAAUACCCUUUGCACUGUGGAUUGCGUAACUGCGUGCUCGAUCUCUGAUAUUUUAACAAACUUAAAAUCUCUCCCUCUGCCUUCCCUUAAGAAGCUCGUAGAGGCAUUGCUUUCCCAACUCCCUGAAGACAAUGCGCCCGCGGUCAUUGUUGUGAAGCCAGAGCGCCCAAGCCCUAUCUCACGGCCAUCAAGUGCUAGGACUGACCCGAACCAGCCGAAAUAUGAUCCCUCCAUGAUCUUUAACCUUGAACUGGCAACUGUACUCACUCUUCGAGACGAGAAAACUCUUGAGACUCUGGGUGAAUCACUUGCGACUACUCUGCAGAAUUUAGUGCGAGACGCCAAGAAUCUCCACCCAUUGACAGUUUCCCGAAUUGUUUCUUACCUGCUGAAUCUUUUACGUCUCAGCCAUGACCAACAUUUCCUGCGGGUGCCCGUUGUACUCCACGCCAUCUCUGGGUAUGAUCAAGACAUCUUGGAAACUCUUGCUGUGCCAACCGUAAGAGGCCUUUCCAGGUGCCUUGCUCAUACAGGGCGGUUGAGAAACGAGAUUACUAUUUCCCCUGACUUCUGGUCUAUUCUUCAGCGACUAGUAGAGCAUGAGGAAUCUGCCCCUCUAGUGUUCGACUUGUUACAGAGCAUUGUCGACUCUAUGCCUGAUAUCGUCACAGCUGAUAAUUAUAAAUCUGCCAUUUCCCUUGCAAACGAUUUUGUCAGCGCAGCUCAUGUUGGAUCUGUCACCGAGCGUCAGAGAGAUACACAUGCUCGACGUACUAAAGGAACCAAGCAACCUAAGCCCAAGGAAAAUCAUGUUGUCACUCGUGGGGUCAAAGCUAUUGGAUUGGUUUAUCACCUAACUGCUCGAGUCCCUACGCUCAUCAAACAGUCUCACCUCGAGAAGCGUGAAGCCUGGGCCGCCUACUGGUACCCAAUCUUCCACACCCUUUCAGGACAAUGUGUCAAUCCAUGCCGCGAUAUCCGACACCAUGCAAUCUCCACGCUCCAGCGGUCACUGCUGUCCGUCGAGCUGAUUUCAGACGACGACAAGGAAUGGGCUACCCUGUUUGAUGAGGUUCUAUUCCCACUCAUUUUGCGCCUCCUCAAGCCCGAGGUGUACCACUCUGACCCCAUCGGAAUGAGCGAGACUCGAGUUCAAGCCGCGACAUUGGUUUGCAAGAUCUUCCUACGCUUCCUCGACCAGCUUCCCAACCGAGACGGCAUGCUCAGUCUCUGGCUGCAAAUUCUCGAUAUUCUGGACCGCAUGAUGAACAGCGGCCAGGGUGACAGCCUGGAAGAAGCUAUUCCCGAAAGCUUGAAGAAUAUUCUCUUGGUGAUGGCCGAUGGCGGCUAUCUCGUACCUCCGUCUCAGGAUCCAAGCAAAGAGACAAUGUGGCUGGAAACUCGCAAACGUCUUGGACGAUUCCUGCCGAAUCUUUUUGCUGGGAUUUUCCCCGAUGUAGGCAAGGAAGCAGAGAAAUCCCAACCUACUUCUGGUGUCUCAUCCCCUGCUAAGCCGAGCUUAGACGGAGCCAAGGUUAGCGAGGAGGCUACUUCUCCCGCGGGUGCUGUUGAGACAGAGGAGAAAACUGAAGAGACCGAUGCGGGCCAGCCCGCUUCUACUGAAGAGGGAACUUCCUCGUAA
This is a messenger RNA of Penicillium angulare, 4752 nucleotides long. RefSeq lists its product as uncharacterized. The record is from RefSeq and is a predicted model, not a curated record. Gene Ontology annotation, biological process: regulation of ARF protein signal transduction. Lineage: Eukaryota; Fungi; Ascomycota; Eurotiomycetes; Eurotiales; Aspergillaceae. The coding region runs from base 1 to 4752 and encodes 1583 amino acids. The transcript has 5 exons. Gene Ontology annotation, molecular function: guanyl-nucleotide exchange factor activity.